This is a messenger RNA of Stegastes partitus (bicolor damselfish), 2040 nucleotides long. RefSeq names its product multidrug and toxin extrusion protein 1-like. Gene Ontology annotation, cellular component: membrane. The record is from RefSeq and is a predicted model, not a curated record. Bases 1 to 1773 code for a protein of 590 amino acids. NCBI's taxonomy places the organism in Eukaryota, Metazoa, Chordata, Actinopteri, Pomacentridae. The transcript has 17 exons. Gene Ontology annotation, molecular function: antiporter activity; xenobiotic transmembrane transporter activity. Gene Ontology annotation, biological process: xenobiotic detoxification by transmembrane export across the plasma membrane.
AUGGAGGGGUCCAGUGACAGGCUUUUCUGCUGCAGAUGGGUUCGCGACAAGAUUCCCCUGACCCACAGGGAGGAACUGUACCACAUCCUGAGGAUGACAGGGCCUCUGCUGCUCUCUCGAAUCCUCAAUUACCUGCUUCCAUUUGUGGUUACAAUGUUCUGCGGGCGUCUGGGGAACGAUGUGAUGGCCGGUUAUGGAUUAGCUUCUGCUGCCAUUAAUGUUACCACUGCGGCGACGGGAUGUGGUCUGGCGCUGGUGUGUGAUACGCUGGUGUCUCAGACAUUCGGUGGUAAGAACUUACUGCGGGUGGGAGUGAUCCUUCAGCGGGGCAUCAUCAUCCUGCUGCUCUUCUGUCUGCCCUGCUGGGGUCUCCUCAUUAACGCCGAGGCCAUCCUGUUGUGCAUGGGCCAGGAACCUGAGGUGGCCAGAAUAGCCCAGCUGUAUAUGACAGCAUUCAUCCCUGCAGUGCCAGCAAUGUUCCUCCAUCAUCUUCAGGUGUCUUAUCUACAGAACCAGGGAAUAAUAAUGCCACAAAUGUACACCGCCGCUUUGGCAAACAUAGCAAACUUGGUGACGAACUACAUCCUUCUCUACUGGCUGGAUCUGGGUGUGGGCGGAUCUGCAGCAGCCAACACUCUGUCUUGGAUUUACAUCUCUGCUUUCCUGUUUGCUUACAUUUGGUGGAAGAAGCUCCAUGUGACGACGUGGGGAGAGUCGCUGCAGGAGUGGGGCUCCUACAUGAAGCUGGCCAUUCCCAGCACAUUGAUGACCUGUUUUGAGUGGUGGGUUUAUGAGUUUGGGGGAUUUUUUGCAGGAAUGCUGAGUGAGGAUGAGCUGGCAGCUCAACAUGCUGUGAUCAUGAUCGCUUUCAUAACUUACAUGUUCCCUCUUGGUGUUCAAGCUGCAGCAUGUGCCCGGGUGGGGAAUGCACUUGGAGCAGGAGACACUGCCAGGGCCGUCCUAAGCACUAAGAUGUCAUAUGGGCUUGCAGGUAGCAUGGCGAUUGUUGAAGGUGUGGUGCUCGCCGGUACUAAAACGGUCAUUGGCUACAUCUUCACCUCUGAUGAGAAAAUCAUAGAUCUGGUGUCGCAAUUGAUGACCGUUUACUGUUUCCUUCAGUUCUUCGAUGGCAUUGUGUGUGUGAGCACGGGAAUCUUCUUGGGCACGGGCAAACAGAAGAUACCAGCUGUGGUCAAUUUCAUUGGAUACUACUGCAUAGGGCUUCCCCUCUGCAUUGUUUUCAUGUUUGUCGCAAAACUCAGAGUGUUGGGUUUUUGGCUGGGACUGCUCAUUGGAGCGUUCUUACUAUCCACUUCUUACAUCACCAUUAUUAUUUUCAAGCUUGACUGGAAGAGAAUGACCGAGGAGGCUGUGAAACGAGCUCAGAAAAAGACCUACUUGGCACAAUUUGGCGCCGAUGCCCUGUCUGACCCUGUGGGCAUCAACACUGCAGGACAGACAGCAAGUAAUGGGAAUUCAGUGGAUGGCUACAUGUCCGUGAGCAGCGAGUGCCACGAUGGCAGCGCUGAGAAGGAGGGCGGGGUGCAGCAGCCGAAGGGUGGUCGUCUCUCCACCACCCAGCUGAUCCUCCGCCGAGGCCUCACCAUGUUGGCAGCGAUUGCACUUCUUGUUGUGGGAGUGAUUGUGCACUUGGUGGUGCCGUUGCCAGAGACCCUGUUAGAGGCCAACUCUACUACGGACUGGAUCAAUACUACAAAUACCCCUGAUCGCAUUUUUUCCACUGUGCUGCUCCCGACACAAGAGUCAGCAUAACCUUGACAGCUGUGAUCAUAAAAUCAUUGUGUUGUUUAAAAAAAAAAAAAAAAACCCUGAAUUUAAGACUCUUGUGGACUCAUUUUCUCAGAAUUGCGUGGGGCCAGACUGUGGCUGAAAAAAUUAAGUGAGUUAAGGAUGUAACAUAAAUCUUUAAUUUAUGAAUUGAAAUAAGAUUUAAUAGAUUUCUUUAUUUGAUCAUUGCCUGUUUCAUUUUAUUGCCUUUUUGUUGUCAUCUGGAUUUCCCAACCUGUAAUAAAACUCAUU